AUGGCGAUGGCCGCCGAGCCCAAAGUGUUGGGCACGCUGAUUGUCGUCGUUGCCUCCGCGAAAAACCUGCCCAACAAGUCGCGGUUUGGUAAACAGGACCCAUUCUGUACCGUCUCGUUAGGAGAGACAAAGCUCAAGACAAGGGCUAUCAAGCGCGGCGGGCAGCAUCCCAACUGGGAUGAGGAGCUGCGCUUCACGAUCAUGGAGGACGCCGACGACAUGAUCGCGGCGGCAGAAGCGGCGGGCAGCCUGUCAGGCAAAAAGGACACGCUGCCCAAGCUCCCCGAAGAGCCUGGCGUGGUCACGCCGCAGAGCAUGGCCAACAAGGCGCGGCAAAAGGCCGGCACAGGCAAGAAGGCCGGCGGCAAGAGCAUCAAGGUGGCGUGCUGGGCCGACGACCUCAAAGAGCCCGAGCUCAUUGGCGAGGUGGUCGUGCCCAUUGACGAGUGUCUCAAAAAGGGCGAGAUGGAUGACUGGUUCGAGCUCCAGUCGGCCAACGCCAAGGAGAAGUACACCGGCGACAUCUACCUCGAGCUCACCUUCUUCUCCAACAAAGCGCCGCCCGUCAAGCGCGAUGCGCCCAAGCCUCAGCCGUACAACAUGCCACCCAUCCGUCCGGGCCUGACUACGAGCACCUCACACGCCAAGCUCUACACCCCGCCAUAUGCCCAACCCGGCCGCGUGCCCUCUGGGACUGGUGAUCCGAACGCCGCCAUCACAUCGCCACCCCUGGCUGUUCCCGGUGGUGCCGCCCCGCAACGGCGACCUCUGCAGCACUCGGCGAGCUGGAACGACUUUGGUCUCCCGCCUCAGCAACAUCACGCCUCCGCACCCGGCCAGCCCGAGUUUCCCCCGGGCCAGUCCCCCAACCACAGCGCAAUCGACUCGCUUACCCGCCCAAUGGGGUCCAUGUCCAUCGGCUCCUCGUACCGUCCCCCGCAGGGCACGAUGCCUCCGCAGGGUGCCCAGACGCUAGGCAACCACCGCCACUCGCUCGCCGCGCCCAGUUCGGCAGCAGGUGCUCCCUGGUCGUCUCUACAGCAGCCGCAGCAAGGUGUCCCGCCCACCCAGCGUCCUGUGAGCGCCGACGCGCCGUGGAACUCGGCUCCGCCACCUGCCAAUGUUCCCCAGCGCCCAUUGUCGUCGGUCGGCCAGAUUCCUGCUCCGCCCAUGCAGCACGCACCUCCUCAGCAGCCCCAGCACCAACACCAAACUUCCCUCUCUGUCCCUGGAAGUGUAGGCUACCCAGGUCGCCCGGCCUCGACAGAGCCUCCCCGUGCGACGAGCCCCCAGCCGUACUACCCCGGUGCUCCCCAGCAACCGCCUCUGCAGCAGCCUGCCGCGCCAUACCAGCAACAGCAGCAGCAAGCGCCGUACACGCCUCCGCACCACGGCAGGACGUCGUCGGUGGGAGGAUACACCCAACCCCCGCCGCAGCCUCAGUACGAUCAGUACGCUCCCAACGGCCAGCCGCCUCAGCAGUACCCCGUGGUGCCCAAUGGCCAGCAGCAGGCGGCAUACCCCCCUGUUCCUCCCCCGGCGACACAGUAUAAUGGACAGUACCCCCCGCAGGCUGCACCGCCCACCCAGCCAGACCACCGCCGCACGUCGUCGUUCGGUGGCCAGCAGCCUCCACCUGUUCCGCCUGCGCCGAGCCAGUAUCCUCAGCAGCAGCAGCAGCCGCCACCCCAACAGCCUCCCCAGCAGCCGCCCCAGCAGCCAUACCCGCCCAACAACCAGCAGCAGCCUGCAACGACCACUGGCGGGUACGUGCCUUGGUACAUGCAGACCCAGAGUAACAACAACUCGCCGGUGGCUGCGCCGAACCAGUACGGCUCGACGCCUGCUCCGUACGGAUCUCCGAGCCACACGCAGGCGCAGCCCAACCCUCCACCUCCGCCUCGCCACAGCGGCGUCGGGUACUACCCCUCGGACGAGCUGUAUGCUCAGCAAAACCCUCAACAGCCGCCGCCGCCUCAGCAGCAGCCGCAGCCACCUAAUGCCAGCUACAACAACAACCAGUACCCCCAGCCCCAGCAGCAGCAGUACCCUCCACCAGCGGCCAACAACACGCGCUACACGCCUCCGCGUGUCAACACGGCGCAGCCCCAGGUUGCCCAGCCGGCGUACUCGCCGUCCCGGGGGUCAUCGUACCCGCCUUACAAUGCUCCCCAGCCGCCCAUCCAGCCUCCCCAGCAGGCCCCGUCAAAUGAGGCGCCAUGGGCUCCUAUGCAGCAGCCAACGUAUAAUGCUCCAGGACCCGGACCGGCGCCCACCCCGUCGCAGACGGCGCUCUACGCGCAGCAAAACACCGAUUUCCGUCCGGGCACAGCGGCGCCGGAUGGAUGGCACAGCACUGUGCCCUCGGCCAUGUCGACGCACGGCACCAUCUCGCGUCCCCCCGCCGGCGGCGGCCCUCCCCCGCCCCCCAUGCCGCCAUCCGGCAGCGGCCCGAGCAACACGGACUGGAGGAGCUACCUGAGCUCCAUCGGCGGUCCCGGUGGCCCCCAGCAGCAGCAGCAGCACCCGCAGGGCGGCAUGCAGGCCACGCCGCCGCCCCACCCCAUGCGCGCCGCCAGCCCGCAGCCGCCGCCCCGGCCGUACGCCGACCCCAACAGCGCACAGGGCACGCCGACGCGCCCGCCGUACGGCCAGCCCCAGGCGCACGUACAGCACCCGCCCAGCGGAGACUGGUACACGCCCCCGCCGGCCGUGCCGGCGAGCAUCAUGCCCGACUACCGGCCGCCCAACCAGCCUCAGUGGCAUUAG
Molecule: messenger RNA, 2769 nt
Organism: Apiotrichum porosum
Lineage: Eukaryota; Fungi; Basidiomycota; Tremellomycetes; Trichosporonales; Trichosporonaceae
Exons: 5
Coding region: 1-2769 (922 amino acids)
Source: RefSeq, a predicted model, not a curated record